Molecule: messenger RNA, 718 nt
Organism: Brassica rapa (field mustard)
Lineage: Eukaryota; Viridiplantae; Streptophyta; Magnoliopsida; Brassicales; Brassicaceae
Product: phospholipase A2-alpha
Biological process (GO): phospholipid metabolic process; lipid catabolic process; arachidonate secretion
Molecular function (GO): A2-type glycerophospholipase activity; calcium ion binding; lipid binding
Source: RefSeq, a predicted model, not a curated record
GAGACAUGAAACGACAAACAAAGUCAGUCACGGACUCUUCGUCUUCUACCUUCACACUUUCUUCCUUUAUAAUGUUUAGUUUAUAUUCUUCUCACUUUCCGAGCUUUUCCAGUGGACUUUUCUUUUACAAAAACAAUGGCGGCUCCGAUCAUACUUUCCUGUUUCCUUUUCUUAUUCUUCUUCUCUGUCUCCGUCUCUGCUCUUAACGUCGGUGUUCAGCUCACACAUCCCACCGUUUCUCUGAGCAAAGAAUGUAGCCGGAAAUGUGAAUCAGAGUUCUGUUCAGUGCCUCCACUUUUGAGGUAUGGAAAGUACUGUGGACUAUUGUACAGUGGAUGUCCUGGAGAGAGACCCUGUGAUGGUCUUGACUCAUGUUGCAUGAAGCAUGAUGCUUGUGUCCAAUCCAAGAAUAAUGAUUAUCUAAGCCAAGAGUGUAGUCAGAAGUUCAUAAACUGCAUGAACAAUUUCAGCAAUACGAAGCAACCAACGUUUAAUGGUAACACAUGCGAUCCCGAUGAAGUCAUUGAUGUCAUCUCUAUUGUCAUGGACGCCGCUCUUAUCGCCGGCAGAGUCUUCCGGAAACCCUAAAUAUGUUUUUUUUUCUUCUAUAGUUUGAGUUAAUUGUUUCUCUUGUUUUCUACUCUCACACAUUUGUCUUUGUUUUAUCUAAUGUCUUCAUUUUAUAUAUAUAUAUCUGUUUUACGGGAAAACACACUAA